CAUGCAAUAUUCUUAGUAUAAUAGAAUCAAACCACUUGGAGAGGGUGCUUAUGGUAAAGCUUAUUUGGUUAAAGAUAUAAAUGAUGGGUAUAAAGGUUGUAAUUUAUUGUAAGUUCAUUGUGGGUUCAAAAAUAAAUAGACAUUAAUGUGAUGACAGAAAAAGAGAAGAUGGAAACCUAUAGAGAGUUUAAAGUGCUAUAAUAACUCCAGCAUCCAAAUAUCAUCAGGUUCAGAGAUGUAUACAUUACGACCUAAGGGAAACUCUGCAUCAUCAUGGAAUAUGCUGAUAGUAAAUGAAUGUCCCUAGUCUACUUUAGGAGGUGAUUUGGGUUACGUUUUAAAGAGCUAAAAUGGAAAGCAGCUACCAGAGAUAUAAAUUUUGGAUUGGUUUACUCAAAUAUGUUUGGCCCUUAAACAUGUUCAUGAUCGUAAAAUCUUACAUCGAGAUUUGAAAUGCUAGAACAUAUUUAUUACUAAAAAUAAUCGUAUUAAGUUAGGUGAUUUUGGAAUUGCCAGAGUACUAUCACACACCUUAGAGAAUGCAAAAACCUAAAUAGGAACACCUUACUAUCUUUCUCCAGAAAUUAUUGAAUCUAAGCCUUAUUCAUAUGCAGUAUUUAUUUUAUUUAACUAAGAGUGAUAUUUGGGCUAUAGGUAUUGUUUUAUAUGAAAUGUGCAUGUUGAAACCUCCUUUUGAAGCUGAGAGUUUGCCAUUUCUUUGUCUAAAAAUUUGUAAAGGUAGUUUUCCAAAUAUCUCAUAAAAUUACUCAUCUGACUUAAAUGCCAUUAUUAAAUAAUUACUAUAAUCAAAUCCAAACAGAAGACCAACCAUCAAUAAAAUAUUAAGUAAGUUAAUUUCAUUUAAUUUUAGAAAUGCCUAUAAUUGUAAAAAGAAUUAAAGAAUUUUUAAGUUAAAGUAUUUAAAAAAAUGAAUUCUCUCAUACAGUUUUGCAUAAUUAAGUAAAUUUAUUUAUUUUUAAAUCAAGAAAUUAGAUAUAGAUGCUAAUAUUACUGAAAUCAAAGUUCUUGAUGAUCUACCUAAACCACCUAGUCUUGUUAAUUAAUAAUAAAGUGGACCUAUAUAUUAAAAUCCAGUUCCUCUUGUUAAAGCUAAUAAUUCUACUCCAAAUAACAUUUAAAAUACUCCAAAACCUGCCUAACCUAAAUAAGUUUAAUAGGCUUAGAAACCAUAACCUUCUAAAAGAGAAAGAUCUUUUACACCAUAAAAGAAUUAAAUAUAGAAAAAAAAUAAUAUUUAAGUAUCUAAAAAUAAUCCUAUUAUUAAUCUUGCUAAAAAUGACAAUAAAAAGAAAGUAGAUUAAGUUUAAUCAAAUAAUCAAAUUCCAUAAACUAAAAGAGAUUCACAAAUUGAUUAAAAUCCUAAAAAAGCUAAAUUAAUGAAUAAUGUUAGUUCACCUUCAUUAUAAUAAAAAUAACCACUUUAAAAACCAUAAUUAUAAUAAUAACCUUCUUAAUAAUAGUUAAAAUAAUAAUAACCUUAAUAAAAAAUUGAAAGUUUUGAAAAUAUAAAUGAAUAUGAUGAUACUGAAUAAGAUGAAGUAUAAAUGGAUUAUGGAAUUAAAUUUGAUUAAUCUGAUGAUAAAAAUGCUAUUGAAGAUGCUAAAAUUUGUGCUAAAAUGGAAGAAGCUGUAAAAAAAAUGUUAAUUUUUAUUAUUAGUUAAUUGAAAAAGAAGAAGUUGAUGAAAAAUUUGAAUAAACAAAGUAACGAAUUAUGGAAAGUGAAGUUGAAGGGAAAAUACUUUAUGAAGAAGAAGAAUUAGAAAUUUCACCUGACAAUGUAAAACCUGUUAGCGAAUCAAGUUAAUUAUCUUUCCUUGGCAAAUCGAAUGGAGUACUUCAAUUAAAGACACUAUUAGAAUAAGUAUUAGGAGCAGAUAAAACAUAAUAAGCUUUUAAAAUAUUAUUAAAGUAAUAUUAUUUUUAAUUAGAGUGAAUUGAAUACAAAACCUUUAGAAGAUGUAGAAAAAAAUGGUUAAAAUAAUUAUCAGAAAUUGCUACCUUUUUUAACUUUAGAAGAACGUAAGAAUUUUGUUCCGCUUCUUUUUUAACUAAUAGUGUUAACAUAAUGA
Paramecium pentaurelia is the source of this 2090-nucleotide messenger RNA. NCBI's taxonomy places the organism in Eukaryota, Ciliophora, Oligohymenophorea, Peniculida, Parameciidae. The record is from the annotation of a GenBank genome assembly.